Molecule: messenger RNA, 2118 nt
Organism: Diabrotica balteata
Lineage: Eukaryota; Metazoa; Arthropoda; Insecta; Coleoptera; Chrysomelidae
Source: the annotation of a GenBank genome assembly
AUGGAAUGUGAGGGAGUUGUUACAAAAGUGGAUCCUUAUUAUGGAUAUUUGGAACUGGAUAAAAAAUAUAAAAUACAUCUUAGUAUACUCAAAAUAUACGACGCUAAAAUUAAAUUACCUCGUUUAAAUUCAAAAGUAAUCGCUACAAAUUUACAUAUAUCAUCAUUAACUUGUGUAGCCUGUGAAAAUUCGAAAAUUAAAGGAGAUUUGACUGUGGAUUUCAAAGCCAAUUCAUUUACUCAUUUAAUAAAAAAAUAUAGCCUAGGUGUAGCUGAUUUACUUAUGAUUGAUCGUACAUUAGAAAUGUUGAAGAAAUCGUUUAUUUUUAAAAGUGAUCAAGAACAAAUUGAAAUGUUGUUAGUAUUACUAGAAACUGUGAUAAAACCUGAAUAUAAUGAUAAUGAAUUGAACAGUCAUAUUUGUUUAAACAACUGGAUAUCGGACAUUGACAUAAUUCCGAUAAACAGAUGUAAAUAUGUAGAAAUAAUUUCUGAUAAAUAUCAAGAUUUCCCUGUUUGGUCAUUUGGAGUACAUUAUGGACUUAAAAGAAAUAGUGUACUAUUUGGCUUCUUAUACAUAGAUCCUCAAUAUGGGUUUUUGAUGAUGAAAGACAACUUGCACAAAAUGGUAUGCAUUAUAACAAACCAAUCUGGAAGUACUGAUAAGUUUGCAGAUAGUUUUGUAAUUUUAACAAAAUAUAAAGUAGUAACUGAAGUAUUUAAAGAUUCUAGGGUGCCAAAUUUGGAAUAUGUAAUAGUUGAUUUUAAAGACAUUAGUAUUUUAAAUACUGAAACCAAAUCAAACAAAUUAUAUGGACAGAUAGAGCCCAGCUGUGAUGGUUUUAAAAAGACAUGGGAGUUUAGCAUAUUGAGAAAAAGCACAGUAUGUAUAGGACAAAACAAAAAUCCUGAAGCUUACUUACAAGUUUCAGUGAACAAGGAAAAUGACAACAACCUAAACGAAGUAUUUUAUCUGACACUACCUAGUGCAUACAUAAAUAUAUUAUUGUUUUUAAAAGAAGGUUUCAAAUACAGAUUACACCACAACAAUUCUAUGAAAGAAAUAUACAACGGUGAACUCAUGGUAGCGGGUAGAUACAAGAAUUUUCUAAUUGUUGAAAAUACUGCCUAUUUCCAAGAACUAGGACCAACUGAAGAUGAUUCGAAAAACCAAAUAUUAGAAGUACAAGAUUGUAAGAAGUAUAUGUCAAAAACUUCAAAUAUGGUUUUAUCAUUUGAAGGUGUUGUACGAAAUAGGGGCUUUGUUCAAAAUUUCUCACAAACCAAUAAAAGAACAUCAUUGUAUGGAUUUUCAACACCAGGUUCAGAAACUCAUACCUUAAUAUUUGGAUACCUAGAAAACGAAACGCAAUCGAGUUUGGUAGUAUAUCUGAGUAACUGGAUAAACCAGCUCAUGCCUCUUGGUUUGAUACCAGAAAUGAGAGUUAGAGUAAACAACGUCAAACCUAUGGCAACAUAUUUGAAGAGCACUAUAUUUACUACAAUAGAAAUUUUGUCAUACAUGCCCCGUACUGAGUUUCAUGCAGUAAACCUAUAUGGAGUAUUUGAAGGCGAUUGGGGUUCACCGUAUUUCCUAAGUAAAGGCAACAGCAUACCUCAUGGAGUACUUGUAUGGUCCAAAGUUUUUAAUGUACACAUUCUUCAAGUAGACAUGACUAACAGUUGCGACGGAUGUAAGCGUCUUAUAGAAAUUUCCGGAGCUUGUGCUUAUUGCAAAAGUGAAUCGAGAGUCUUCAAAUUUAAUCUGAUCAUGCAUGUGACUGAUUUAUACGGUUUGAGCAAGAUAAUAGUAAAAGAUCCACAGUUUCUGAGAAUUAUACUGGAUUUAUCGAAACCGCAGUUUGUUCACUGGUUCGAGGCGUUCCAAAACGUCGGUCAAUUCUCAUUUAAUAUCCACAAUAAAGAAAACCAGUUCGAUAAAAUGUUUGAUACUAAUAAUUUCAAGAAUAUGCUCACUGGGUUUUUCACUACGUUUAACAAAUCUCUGUUUGAUGGACUGGAAUUAAAAUGCAGAAAGAUGUUCCAAAAUGUUACCAAAAAUGCUAAAGGGUUCGUAAGUAAUCCGUUAUGGUUCUACCUAGACGGAAGAAAGAGUUGA